Messenger RNA from Rotaria sordida, 1212 nucleotides. The record is from the annotation of a GenBank genome assembly. NCBI's taxonomy places the organism in Eukaryota, Metazoa, Rotifera, Eurotatoria, Philodinida, Philodinidae.
AUGUCAUCUACCGAAGUUCCUACUUUACCUUCUACUUCUAUUACAGAACGAUUACCUGCUAUUCCUAUUCGACCUAGAGUUUUUCAUAUUGUUUCACCUUUAACGGGUUCGAAAGCGACAAUUAUUACUACUGAUACAACUUCUUCACCUAAUCAUGCACCAGUACUCAUUCAAGCAGCUCAACGAAUAAAUCGUUCUUCACUCGGUCAAAAUUCAAAUUCACGUAAACGUGUUUAUCCAUUUACGCAAGAAUGUGAUACAAAUGCUUAUUUAUCAACAUUAGCUGCUCAUCGUCAUCGUGAACGUUUAUCGAAAGGUUUAAGAUAUUUUUCAAAAAAAGUUUGUAAUAAAGUUCAAGCAAAAAAAAUUACAUCCUAUAAUGAAGUUGCUACAGAACUUGUUGGUGAAUAUACAAUUGAAGAAAAACGUAAUUUACAAUUACCAGAAAAUGAAUUAGCUUAUGAACAAAAAAAUAUUCGACGACGAGUUUAUGAUGCAAUUAAUGUUCUUCUAGCAAUGAAUAUUAUUACAAAAGAUAAAAAAGAUAUACGUUGGGUUGGUUUUCCAGUUAAUGCACUUUUUGAAUGUGAACUUAUUGAUAAAAAAACAAUUGAAAUUAAAGAAACAAUUCAAGAAAAAGUUCGAUUCGUCGAAGAUGCUUUAUUAAAAUUGGUUGCUUUACGUAAUUUAAUUCGUCGUAAUGAACAACGUCGAGAAAUGAUGCGUUUCAAUAAUAUGUGUUCAUUACCUUUUUAUGCAUUUGGUACAACAAAUGGUGCUUCAAUUGAUAGUUCAUUUUCAAGAGAUGGUCGAGAUACAAUUCUAACAUUUGAUCGUCAAGUAAAAAUUGUUAAUGAAACUGAAUGUUUACAUAAACUUGGUUUAUCAAAAGAACUUCGUGGUAAUGUAAAAUCUCAAUUUAAUAUUGAACAAGCACGAGCACUUUUACCAGAAGCAUUUUGGGACUUUGCUACUGAAAUGGCUAUGACUGGUUCAUUAAAAACAUUAUUUGAAACUCGAACAUCAUCAAGUAUAAAAAGUCGAACAUCAACAACACCUGUUGUCUUUGUUCCACCAUCUUAUUUUAAAGUCGAUGAUGAACCACAAGAAGUCGAAUAUGAAGAAGAAGAAGCAUUCGAAGAAGAUGAUGAUGUUCUUUCUAUAUCAAGUGAUGAUGAUGAAAUUGCACAAACAUCUUCACCAACUUGUUAA